ACAACAGUAAUGGCGGCGUAACGAUGCACGCUAAGCGGCUAUGCUUUAGUUUAUAAAAGCAUGUCGUUUAAACACUUAAUUUAAUAAGUAUGUCUCUGUCUGGUUAGUUAAUUUUCGUUCUCUUGUAAAGCGCAGUUGACAAUCUUCUACAUAAUACAGAUCUUAUAAUUCUGGACUGAGAUGCCGACUCGUAUCUUCGUGCAGCUCGUCGUGGCUUUUGGUGUGAUUUCUCCGCUCUGUACACAUUCCCAAGAGUUUACAAACCAACCUCCAGUGGAUCUGAGGGACUACUCUUUUACAAAUGGUGUGAAUUCAACAGCAAGCUUUACAACGGAGGCAAAUGCUCCAGACCUCACCACACAGGAGUUCGGACCCAGAGCCAAUACUGAUGGUCCAGUCGUGUCCACGGUCCAAACCCCAAUCACACAGCCUAUACAAGCUUCUGAUGGUUGCAUCUGCAACGUCACUCCAGAUUUCUGUGAUAUCGGCUGCUGCUGUGAUGUCGUGGACUGCGGUGUGGCUGAUCUGAGUUCUGUGUUCAAUAAUUGUAGGCAAGAAACAAGGACUGGAGUGUGCAUCGAGAGCUGGCUGAUGUUCCGAGCCAACGUGGACCCUCAGCUGGUGACAGACACUGGUUCUCUGUUCUGUGUUCAGACAGCAAAUGAUUCAGACAUCACAGCACAGACUGCCCCCAGUGCCUCUGAAGGGCUGUCCUCCAUCUUUUCUCCUCACUUCUCACUAGUGGAGACUAACAGAAUUCAGAGCUCGAGUGUUUAUAAGGUUGAUGAUGUCAUUCUGACAUAUUACAACACCACAUCCAUAUUGAGCGUGCUCAGACAGCCAUCGUCGGGCACGGCGUCUUCCUCCUGUGUCGAACGCAAUCCUGCGAAGUUUCUGCGUUCUGGCUCUUUGUCCUGUUCCCGAGUUGUGAGUGCUCAGGCAUGUAGAAGAGACAGCAGUCUGAGUUUUAGCUCCUAUUUUACAGGAUUCAGUCUCCUAAGGUUGAUGGACCUCAAACUUUUACAGGUUCCACGUCCUUCAGAAUUGGACAUUUCAAAGAAUAUGAUUCCCAUUAUCCCAUUGGUCAACCCACCUGAAAUCACUGAGGACAGUGGUUCCUGUAUGAACAUAGUGACUAAGGUGGAGUAUGUGAUUACAUACACCAACGCAGGAGAAAUUACAGCAGCGAUGAUAAACGUCAAUGUAACAAAUGCUAGGUUUGGAACCCAGAUAAUGCAGCAACACACUGUGCAGUUUCAGUUGGCCACACCCUCAUCAUCUCCUCCUAAAUUGCCAUUGGUUGGCUUGGAGGUUGGGACUCCAGUGAUUGGCUGGGUUGGUGGACGAGCUGGACCUCUGACGAUACCAGGACUUUCCCUGGGAGGAGAGUGCUCUCCGGACCUGACCAACCGGGCACCCAUCCUGUUCACACACAACACCAUCACUGGUUGCACCUUCAGAUCAGAGUCAUCUGACUGUGCCUCACUAAGAGCUCAGAUCUACAGCAUCCUACGUGGGACGAUGACCCCCGACACAGUUGCCAUGACGGCGGGCUCACAGCCACAACAGAGCAGGGUGGUCAUGCAAGAAUGUCCAGAACCUUCUCCGGGAGAGGUGUGUAAGACGGGGUGUCUGGUGCCUGUCUCUCUGUCAGUCAGGUUCCUCUGGGCUCAGAGAGGAAUGUUGGCUCUGCCCCAGAAUCAUAUCCUAGGUGUCAAAUACAUCUUCAGCUGUCAGAUCCUCAAGUGUCCUAUCCUUUCUCCUCUUCCUCUGACUGCUGAGGUGAUUUUCUCGGACACCACCAUUUACCCAGAACCCCCCAGGGCCAAACCCCAACCUGAAUGGAAGUUUCCAUUCGGGUUCUUCACCAGGGGGGCAGAAGAGCUAGAUGGACUAUAGGACAUGAUAAAGUGAAGAAGAAUUUCUAUUCAUUCUUCCUGUAAAUUAUAUUUAAACAAUAAAGUUUAUAUUUAUUGUAA
This is a messenger RNA of Hemibagrus wyckioides, 1979 nucleotides long. Its product is annotated as tectonic-3-like. Lineage: Eukaryota; Metazoa; Chordata; Actinopteri; Siluriformes; Bagridae. Bases 181 to 1899 code for a protein of 572 amino acids. The transcript is spliced from 14 exons. Gene Ontology annotation, biological process: smoothened signaling pathway; cilium assembly. The record is from RefSeq and is a predicted model, not a curated record.